This is a messenger RNA of Ostrea edulis (European flat oyster), 4261 nucleotides long. RefSeq names its product kinesin-like protein KIF28. NCBI's taxonomy places the organism in Eukaryota, Metazoa, Mollusca, Bivalvia, Ostreida, Ostreidae. The coding region runs from base 188 to 3748 and encodes 1186 amino acids. The transcript is spliced from 29 exons. The record is from RefSeq and is a predicted model, not a curated record. Gene Ontology annotation, biological process: cytoskeleton-dependent intracellular transport; microtubule-based movement. Gene Ontology annotation, cellular component: kinesin complex; microtubule. Gene Ontology annotation, molecular function: ATP hydrolysis activity; microtubule binding; microtubule motor activity.
AUACGAAUUUACCUGUGUGACGUCACGUUACAUUUGGCUGAAUCGUCGGAUACUGGCAGUCAAAAAACCAGGUGUCUGUGUGCAGUCAGGAGCGAGUGAUGUGAUUUCUUGAUUAAUUGCAACUUGGGAUUCUGAGAUGGAUUAGAUAUUCGUGUUGGGAGCGUGAUUCUGUCUAACAGCAGACAACAUGCCGGACGAAUCGGUUAAGGUAGCGGUAAGGGUCCGUCCCUUUAACCAAAGGGAGAAGGACAGACAGGCAAAACUGAUAAUUAAGAUGCAAGGACAAAUGACAACCAUUAAAAAUCCGGAGACACCAAAUGAAGAACCAAAAAGCUUUUCAUUCGAUUAUUCAUAUUGGUCACAUGAUGGUUUCCAAGAAAAGAGCGAUGGCAUUUUAGAACCUGCAGGCGGGUCUAAUUAUGCGAGUCAGAGACGAGUAUUUGAGGAUUUAGGACAAGGUGUUUUGGACAAUGCAUUUGAAGGAUAUAAUUGCUCCCUGUUUGCCUAUGGACAGACAGGAUCUGGAAAGUCCUUCUCCAUGGUGGGAUAUGGCAAUAACAAGGGUAUUGUACCAAUUACCUGUGAUGAAAUGUUCAAAGCUAUGGGCAGAAAUUCUGACUCAAAUAAGAGAUUUGAGGUGACGUUUUCUAUGUUAGAAAUUUAUAAUGAACAAGUGAGGGAUUUAUUAAGUAAAGACAACCCUAAAGGCGGACUUAAUGUGAGACAGAAUCCCAAACUCGGGCUGUUUUACGUGGAAAAUCUCAAACGAGUCCCAGUGGGUAGUUAUGCUGAAAUUGAGAAGAGAACUGAACAGGGAACGGCCAGUCGUACAGUGGCGUCCACCAACAUGAAUGCCACCAGCAGCAGGGCACACACUGUGGUCACCAUUACGUUUGAUCAGAUCAUCAAAAAUGACUCUGGAUCAGAAACGAAAAAAAGUAGUGUCAUGAACCUUGUCGAUUUGGCAGGUUCUGAGAGAGCGGACAGCACAGGGGCCACUGGUGAUCGUCUGAAGGAAGGGGCUAACAUCAACAAAUCCCUGUCUGCCCUGGGCAAUGUCAUCUCAGCUCUUGCUGAUUUGUCAAUGGGUACGAAGAAGAAAAUCAUGGUCCCAUACAGAGAUUCAGUUCUGACCAAACUGUUACAGAAUGCCUUGGGAGGCAACAGUAAAACUAUAAUGAUUGCUGCCCUGUCCCCAGCUGAUAUCAACUAUGACGAAACUUUGUCCACUCUGAGAUAUGCAGACAGAGCAAAGAAAAUCAAAAAUAAAGCUGUUGUCAAUGAAAAUCCUCUUGAUAAACUCAUCAGGGAACUCAAGGAGGAAAAUGAGAAAUUGAAGAAGGCCAUGGAAAGUGGUGGAGUGGUGAUGCAGGAGGGAACAGGUCUUUCUCCAGAGGAACUGGAGAAGAUGCGUAAACAGAUGGAGGAGGAUAUUCGAGCCCAGCUGAUGGCCAAUCAGGCAAUGCUGGCGGAUAAUGACCAGAGCUGGGAUGAUAAGCUUGCGGAGGCCAGGACUGAGACAGAGAAAAUUGAGGGAGGUGCAGAUGAUAAGAGGAAGACUAAGGAGCCCCACCUCAUCAAUUUAAAUGAGGACCCCAUGUUGUCUGGAGUUAUAUGUCAUUUCCUGAAUGGUGGAGAAACCAGCAUAGGAAGGAAAGAUGCCAGUCCCACUCCAAACAUCUGUCUCAGUGGUCUCAGUAUACAGAAACAACAUGCGGUGAUCUACAGCACAAAAGGAGUGAUAGAAAUAGAAUCGGUGUCAGGAAGUGGGUCAAAGACAAAAAUCAAUGGACUACCUCUCACUGGAAGGAAAGCUCUGUGUCAUAAGGAUAGGAUUCUCUUUGGAUCCAACCACAUGUAUGUUCUGAUGAAUCCCAUGAAGCCUGAAACUGCAGAUACAAGUCUUCCGAAAGAAAUUACAUGGGAAUAUGCUCAGAAAGAAAUUGCCCAGGUCAAAGGAUUUGCCACAGGGUCUGCAGGGCUUAGUAAAGAACAACAGAUAGUACAGGAACAGGUUUUAGAGAUCCUCCCUAUGGUGUCUGAGGUCAAUGCAGUAUCUGAGGAACUGAACAAACAGAAGUCUUUUGAGGUUGUUCUAAUAUCUGCAGCUGCGCAGGAAGGAGGGGAUGUAACUCAGUCACAGGCCUCCAAAGUGACAGUGAAAAUGAAGAAUCUAUUGAAUGGGAACACAUGGUUGUGGGAAAGAGGAAAGUUCAUCACCAGAAGAUACCUGAUACAAGAGUUGUACCAGAAGUUUCUGGAUGGUGAGGAUAUUUCUAAUAUCCCCAAGGAACAGGACCCAUUCUGGGAGCCCACAGAGGAUGUCUUGGUAGGGACAUCUAAUCUCUUCCUGCAGUCUCUGUCCUACUGCCUGGACUUUGAAGAUACUCUCAACAUCUCAGAUUACAAGGGCCAGGAGGAGGGGCACCUGAAGGUUAAAUUAGAGCCCUGUGAUGCCAAGGGAAAACCUAUUGAUGAAGAGGCUUUUGUGGAUGAUCCCCGCGAUUUACUAAACAAACCAUAUCACUUCAAGCUCACCAUCGAAACUGCAAACAUACACAAGUCCAGAUUCUCCAAAGGAAUCUUGGUGAAAUAUACUGUGAAGAACAAUGGGAAAGCUGAGGAGGUGAAGACUCCUACUGUUAAGAACACCUUGACCCCAACCUUCAACUUCUCCAAGAUUGUGACCAUCCCCAAACUGAAGCAAGAGAACUUGGACUUCUUUGAGUCAGGCUGCAUCACUCUGUCUGUGUACGGAAUACAGGAGGACACCAUGCCAGACGCCAAACUCCUGAAACUCAAUACGAGGGAGUUAAGACAGAUGGAAAACAUGGAGAAUUCACAGGCCCACGCCAGCGGUAGGCGGGCCACCAUGUUUGGUAAUGAGAUAGCCUCCGAUACCUCUCACCUUAAGACAGAGGUAGUGCUGCUGCAGAGGAAGUAUGAACGACUGCAGCAGAAGGAACGCAGAAUGCAGCAAGUUUGUGAAGAAUGGUCUAAUAAACCUGAUGGGGAGAAGCAGUUUGAGCCCUUCUUUAGGGUGGUUUCAGCUGUUGCCAACAGCACGGGAACUAGGUUAAAGACUCGCGUCCAGAUGCUCAAUCAGAUGCUAAAGUUACAAAAAAAUGUUGCACUGCCAAGUUACAAAGAUAAAUCUUCCCCAAUGUUACAUUUGCAAAAGGAGGCACCUGGUAUGCAAAGACAAAAAACUAUGGACCCCAGCAUGCUGUCAAAGGUAUUGCAAGGGCAAAAGUUCGUGAAGCAAAUGGCCCUGGAGAAAAGCGAUGGUAAACACAUCGGGGACGGGGAUACGAUAAGUUUAUUUGUCUUUGAUGAAAAUGAACACGAGUUGGCUCAGGAGGCCAGUCUUAAUGACGGCAUUGUCGACUACCAUAAAGUAGCCAAGCACCAUUACCCGGACCUACAACAAACCAAAGCCAAAACUGACCCUGUGAUAGAAGAGAAAGACGGUAGUCAAGGAGACCAAGAUUCGUUUGGCUCUGUAGACUUGGCGCCCUAUAUGAAUGCAGGUCCUGAGGACUCGCUCAACCGCACUAAAAGGUUCUCUCAAAACGGCAAAAGGACAGCUUUCCUUUCUGAAAUAAACACCAAGAGAGAGGUUAUUAAACCUGCGCGAAAUGCAAUAAGUGAAUACUCAGCAAAUAAAAAAGCUGCACCUUCGAAUGGAAAGCGACCAAGUUCUGCUGAACAUAACAAAACGGAGAGUUCAGCUUGUGUUAUACAGUGAUGUCAUCGGUGUUUCUACAGUAUCAUUUAAAUAUGCAUAACCAUUUUGUUGUUUCACUGAUUUAUUUCUGUGACUUAACAUGCUAAAACUGUUGCAUGUAUAUAUUACAUUGGACUGUACUUUCAGAAUAUCUGUGAUAAAAAGGGUUAUGGAACCAUUAUUUUCUAUGGAGAGGUCCCUUGCAAUGUUAUAUUUUGUGUUACUUAAAAUCUGUACCGAUUGUUCCAUCCAUUAGGAAUCUGAAGUUUUUUAAGUUUAUUUACUGUCUAGCAUUAAGAAUCUCUAGUGAGAUUUAAUGAUAAACACAGUAUUGUUUCCAUUUUAAAGUGCACUUCUAUUGAAGUUGACUUCGUACCAUUUCUAAUCAUAUCGAUAUUUUUCUGUUAUAUGCUGUGAUUUUCCGUCCAAUGUUUGCAGUCUAUUUCUUCAAAAUGUAUUUCUAUUUAUUUCUUUUGUAAAAAAGACUUUUGUGACUAUACUCAACAAACAUAUUAAUAAAUCAUUAUAUUAUCA